Lodderomyces parapsilosis is the source of this 2115-nucleotide messenger RNA. RefSeq names its product Sac7p (gene SAC7). Bases 1 to 2115 code for a protein of 704 amino acids. Gene Ontology annotation, cellular component: cell cortex. The record is from RefSeq and is a predicted model, not a curated record. Lineage: Eukaryota; Fungi; Ascomycota; Pichiomycetes; Serinales; Debaryomycetaceae. The transcript has a single exon. Gene Ontology annotation, biological process: activation of GTPase activity; regulation of fungal-type cell wall organization; signal transduction. Gene Ontology annotation, molecular function: GTPase activator activity.
AUGAGUCAUUCCCAGUCUCCAAAUAACAGAGGGUCCAUUUUUGGGUGGGCAAAGAGUUUGAAACGUUCAAACUUAUUAUCCAACGAGUCAGUCAAUGAGAUUAGUGAUAACGACUCUAUCUCAAGAUCACCUACUAAAGGUGGUUAUAUAUCACCUCACCAACAGCACAGUCCGUUGAAUAUACCCAAUGCUCAUGCUCAUAAUAGCCACAUGAAUUCUGACUCUCAAAACUCGUUCAGUAGUUAUCAGAACCAGAAUCAGAACCAACAUCAACUUCACCAAAACCACCAGAUUCAGAAUCAUGGGGGAAACUUUUUUGGAUCUUCACCAGCAGGUUCCAGUCACCAUUCAGAUUUUUUGCGUCCUUUGCUCAACCAUAAAUCAAGAUCAACUAAUAAUGUGUCACGAGUAAGAAGUAACUCGUUGAACCAGUCCGAAAGUAGCAUACGCCAGCAUCGAGACUCAUUUAUGCAGACAAAUGCGCUUGUUGAUGAAAAUUCAAAAUAUUUUGGUGUGCCCUUACAACAAGCUUUAAAUGAAGCAUCAGCAAAAAUAUCUAUACUCACUGGGGAUCAAUCUGAUGGCUUACAAUAUGGUCAAAUCCCCAUUGUGGUUGCCAAGUGCGGGGUGUUUUUAAAGAAGAAUGGUUUAACUGUGGAAGGUAUAUUCAGAGUAGGUGGAUCUUCAAAGAGAAUCAAGGACUUGCAAGUUAUCUUCAAUACGCCACCUUCGUUUGGUAAACAAUUGAAUUGGGAUGGAUACACGGUACAUGAUGCUGCAUCCAUUUUACGAAGAUACUUGAAUGCCCUUCCAGAACCACUCAUUCCAUUAAACAUGUAUGAUGAUUUUAGAGAACCAUUGAGAAAUCGAAAGAGAAUAAUUAGUUACAUGCAAUAUAAAGCUGAGAAUCCAUCAAAGAGUCUUAAACAAGCAAGUUUGGAGGAUGUAACCAAUUCGUCUCAAAUGUUGACUGAAGCUAAUGUUGAAAAAUUCAAUGAUAAUAAUACUGGCUUUGAAUUCAGAGAGCGUAAUGUUUCAACGAUCUCAUCACACCCAACGAGCUCUAUUCAGCCUACUACUGAACAAGAACAGCAGCAACAACAACCACAACAGCAACAGGAGCAACAGCAGCAGCGACAACCACAACCACCGCCAUCGCAACGACAACAACAACAACAGCAACAACAGCAACAACAGCAACAACAGCAACAACAGUUGCAAGAACAGUCCCAGCCACAGCCCCUGCAGCAUGUGCUGUCACGACAACCCACAGAUGAGGAAAUUGAGCUCAAGAAUAAGAAAAAAUCCAAAAACUACAAGAAGCUCACACGAGACGUCCACGCAGCUAUUGACGACUAUAAACACUUGGUCAACGAUUUGCCAAUUGCUUCAAAACAGCUAUUGUUUUAUGUCUUGGACUUGUUGGCAAUGGUACGAAACCACCUGAAAGAAAAUUUAAUGAGUUCGAGAAAUUUGGCUGCUAUUUUCCAACCACUGAUUCUUUCACAUCCAAACCACGAUCUAGACCCUGAUGAGUAUGCUUUAUCUCAGCUCGUUGUGGAGUUUUUGAUCCACUAUGCCUACAAGCUUUUACCAACACAUACGCCAAAAUCAACAACGAUAGGGACCAACGAGGAUGUAGUUGCCAUUGAGCCACCACAUGCGCCACAGAGUACAGUCACUUCUACAAGCACAACUCCGUUGGAGAGUGCAACAUCGUUAUCCAAGAAUGAUCUUCUGCUGAAGGAACCAGUGGUACUGGCGCAACCUGCUCCUCCUCCAUUCAAUCGCCGAUACUCUAAAAGUUUGAGUUCGGCCGGAAAUCAUGAAGAUUUGGUAGUUGGUUAUCAGCAUAAUGUUACUGGCUCAAUUCCGUUUGAAUCGGAUGUUGACUAUGAGAUAUCAGAUGAGAAUGACAUUGGUUCUGAUGUCGAAGAGUCAUAUUUUCAUCUGUCCAGGUUAGCCAAUGCUGCAAGUCCAACGAGAAGUAAUUUUGAUGAUGAGGUGAGCGGCGCUCAACCGAAAGUGUCCAAUAACGGUACUACUGAAGAGCCUGUCAUUAUAGUUACUACCCCAAGCUCGGGGCCCACCGCCAACACCGCCAAAGUGGACUAG